CUUGUGUGUAAUAGGCUAGGAACUGUUUGUGCAGGGUACAGUUUCAGUCCGGGGAUAUUUAGCAGCUGUACUCACUGAGCGAGCCAUGACUAAUAUCGCUUGGAGAUGGAGAUGUUUACUGAACAGAACUAGAAGUAGAUGGCCCCAAAAGAGAUGCGUGUCCCUUUAUAACAGUAGCCAUGGGUUUAAUGAGGUGAAGAUCAAGGAGAAACUCUCACAGUUCCCGGGAGGAUCAAUAAACCUUUCUAAAGGAGAUAAUGGCAUUGCUGAGUUGUGUAUACAUAACCCUAAUCGAAUGAAUGCAUUUACAGGAACAAUGAUGAUCGAAUUAGAAGAAAAAAUAAGUGACCUGGAAAGUUGGCAAGAUGGAAAAGGAAUCAUUGUUUAUGGAUCUGAUAAUACCUUCUGUUCAGGGUCUGAUCUGAAUGCUGUUAAAGCAAUAUCCAAUCCUCAGGAGGGAAUGAUGAUGUGCAUGCUAAUGCAGAACACACUGACAAGACUGCAGAGGUUACCACUUAUUAGUGUAGCAUUAGUCCAAGGAAAGGCCCUGGGUGGAGGAGCUGAACUUUGUACAGCCUGUGAUUUCAGGUUAAUGACUGAAGAGAGUGAAAUAAGAUUUGUCCACAAAUACAUGGGACUUGUUCCUGGCUGGGGAGGAGCAGCAAGAUUAAUUCACAUCAUUGGAAGUAAAAAUGCUCUUAAAUUACUGUGUGGUUCACUCAAAGUAAAUUCAGAAAGUGCUUUAAACAUUGGGCUGGCUGAUGAUAUUAUAUCUUCCAGUAAUUAUAAACCAUUACAAGAAGCCCAACACUGGAUAGCCCAAUAUACUAAAGGUCCAGCAGAGGUAAUCAGAGCUACAAAACAAGUAGUGAUUUCAGGGAGAGAACUAAACCUUGAAGAUGCUUUAAGAAGAGAGAAGAAAAUAUUUGGAACAGUGUGGGGUGGGCCAGCCAACCUUGAGGCUCUGGCAAAAGGAACCAAACACAAAUAGAUUUUAAUACAUUAUGUGAUCUAAACUUCUAAAAAUUAUAACAAAAUCGUAAAUGACUGCAUUGCCUUUGUAACUCAUUUUCUGAUUUUUCUGUAAGUGCAUGAACGAUUAAGCAAAUAAAAAUCACUGUUUAUGUUCACAUA
This is a messenger RNA of Bombina bombina (fire-bellied toad), 1134 nucleotides long. RefSeq names its product ethylmalonyl-CoA decarboxylase 1 (gene ECHDC1). Gene Ontology annotation, biological process: fatty acid beta-oxidation. NCBI's taxonomy places the organism in Eukaryota, Metazoa, Chordata, Amphibia, Anura, Bombinatoridae. The transcript is spliced from 6 exons. The coding region runs from base 86 to 991 and encodes 301 amino acids. Gene Ontology annotation, molecular function: enoyl-CoA hydratase activity. Gene Ontology annotation, cellular component: cytosol. The record is from RefSeq and is a predicted model, not a curated record.